AAAAUUCUUUGCCAAGCCGCCAAAGUGGAGAGUGUCGUCGCACCAGGGGGACCUUCUCGUUUCAGUGUAGGGGGAGGAGGUGGGGGUGCACCUCAGCACUAUCCCAAGACUGUCUGCAACGGCGAGUUCCUGGGGAAAACCCCAGGUCCUGGCGUUCAGAGAUGGAUUCCUUCACGAAGCACUAGACGAGAUGCCAAUUCCUCCAGCGAGAAAGGAGAAAAUGAUGCUACCUUCAGGAAAGUAAGAGGCAUACUUAAUAAGCUGACCCCUGAAAAGUUUGACAAACUGUGCCUGGAGCUCCUCAAUGUGGGUUUGGAUACAAAAAUUGUCCUAAAAGGAGUUGUCUUGUUGAUUGUUGACAAGGCCCUUGAAGAACCCAAGUACAGCCAGCUUUAUGCACAACUAUGUCUUCGCCUGGCAGAGGAUGCACCAAACUUUGAAGGCCCAUCAGCAGAAAGUCAAGCAACUCAAAAGCAAAAUACUACCUUUAGAAGGCUUCUGAUCUCUAAACUUCAAGAUGAAUUUGAAAACCGUGCCAAGAAUGUUGAUGUCUUUGACAAACAUGACAACCCGCUCACCUCUGAAGAGGAGGAGCAGCGUGCUAUUGCAAAGAUCAAGAUGCUGGGUAACAUCAAAUUCAUUGGUGAACUUGGCAAACUCAAUCUUAUCCACGAAUCCAUUCUUCACAGAUGUAUUAAAACACUUUUGGAGAAGAAGAAGAGAGUCCAACUUAAGGAUAUGGGUGAAGAUUUGGAAUGCCUCUGUCAAAUAAUGAAAACUGUGGGACCUAAAAUUGAUCAUUCAAAGGCUAAGUCCCUGAUUGAUCAGUACUUUGGACGCAUGCAAUCCUUAAUGAACAACAAGGAUUUGCCAGCAAGGAUUCGCUUCCUGUUGCAGAACAUGGUGGAGCUGCGAGAAAACAACUGGGCUCCUCGCAAAGCUUAUGUGGACAACGGGCCAAAAACCAUUCACCAAGUUCGCCAGGACGCUGUAAAGGAUUUGGGUGUGUUCAUUCCACCAUCCAAUGAUGUGAUGAGGAAUGACUUCUUCACAGACCAUAACUCCUUCCUGCCAUCAAGGAGAGUUGAAAGAGAGCCUCUCGGUGGGCUCGCUGACAUGUUUGGACAACUGCCUGGGAUUGGCAUUGGAACUGGUCCAGGAGUGAUUCAAGACCACUACUCCCCCACCAUGAGUCGUCAUCGUGCAAGCCCACUGUUCAAUGGCCAUGUGGGAAAUGGCAACGCUUCACACCAGCCUCAGUUUGAACCAGGAAGCAAGCCAUUCAUAAAGCCAAAUCAGGGGCAGAAUUCACCAGUUUUCAGCCAUAAACAGAAUCACUCAGUACAAGUACAGUCGAAGGAUGUGGGUCCAAGGUUCAGCAAGAAAGGAAAACUCAAUGCUGAUGAGAUCAGUCUGAGGCCGGCUCAGUCCUUCAUCAUGAAUAAAAACCAAGUGCCAAAACUGCAGCCACAGAUGAUUUUGAUGCCUCAAACUGGUUCUCCAAUCGGACAGCUUGGCCUCAAAAGUAAUCCUCCUCCAAUCCAGGAAAAGCCAGCAAAGUCCAACAAAAAGGCUCCACCAACUAAGGAAGAGUUGCACAAAAUGACAGAUACACUUAUGACAAACUAUCUGAAUGGGAAAGACAUCGAGGAGGCUGUAAGCACUGCAAAGGAAAUGAGGGCGCCCAAUUACUUCUUAUCUGAGAUGCUGAACAAGAUGAUCAUGUUCACACUCGAGCGGUCUGACGAAGACAAGGAAAAUGCGAGCAAACUGAUCCAUGCUCUCUCCACAGAGGGAGUCAUCAGCCGUGAAAGCCUUCUGCCUGCCUUCUUGCGUGUUCUGGACCAGAGCCAUAAGAUCGAGGAAGAAAUCCCUCUGGUGAAAUCCUACCUGGCCCAGUUUGCUGCUCGAGCUGUAAUCGCCGAUCUGGUCAGCAUUGACGACUUGGCUCAUCAGCUGGAGAAUGGUACCCAUUUCCCCCUCUUCCUGCUGUGCCUGCAGCAGAUGGUCAAACUGAAGGACAAAGACUGGCUGGGCGACCUGUUCCAACAGAGCAAGGUCAACAUGCAGAAGAUGCUACCUGAAAUUGACCAGAACAAGGAUAGGAUGUUGGAGAUUUUAGAGGGCAAAGGUCUUGGCUUUCUGUUCCCACUGAUGAAACUGGAGAAGGAGCUGCUGAAGCAGAUUAAAGUGGAUCCGUCACCACAGUCCAUCUACAAGUGGAUCAAAGACAACAUCUCACCCAAACUUCACACCGAUAAGGGCUUUGUCAACAUCCUUGUGACCAGUCUUCUGCAGUACAUUGCUUAUGAGAUCAACCCAGACGACGAUGAGGAGCAGCUCGCAGCACCCAGCAAGGAGCAGCUGGAUGAGGAGAAGCAACAGCUGCUCUCCUUCAAGCCAGUCCUGCAGAAGUUCCUCCAUGAUCACAUUAACCUGCAAGUCAGUGCGCUGUAUGCCCUGCAGGUCCACUGUAACACAAAGAGUUUCCCCAAAGGCAUGUUGCUGCGCUACUUCGUGAACCUUUACGACAUGGAAAUAGUCGAAGAAGAAGCCUUCCUCUCAUGGAAAGAAGAUGUCACAGAGGAGUAUCCUGGAAAGGGGAAAGCUUUAUUUCAGGUGAACCAAUGGCUGACCUGGCUGGAGACAGCUGAGGAGGAAGAGUCAGAGGAGGAAGAUUACUGAGGGAGAUUAGUCAAAGCCAUGUGUUAUUAGAAAGCAACGAGUUAAAUAUUAUUUUUUUCCUUGUCUUGUCCUUUCUUUUUUGUUUAGUUGCAAUUGUUACAACUCAUUCACAAAAUGCUUCGCCAAAUCCAACUGGCUUCAUCUUGCUGUAUGUACCUCCUAGAGCUUCCGUCUUGUUCGAUGUCUCGCAGCAAUGGUUGGCGCAUUUCAGUCAUCUUGGGAUCAGGAGUAGACAGUGAAUUAAGGAAAACAUAUUGUUUGACCUGCUCUGUUGCCCCUUUUGUUUCUAGUCGGAGUAACGAGUGCAACUUCCUUAAACUGUUUACAAAGACCAAGACUUUUCCUUGUUUUUUCUGCAUUUAUAAUUCAGAUUUUUGAUGCACUUUGCUUAACAUCAUGAGUUGUUGCAAUAGUGAAAUUCUUGAUUAUUUGCUUCAGUUUAAUAAUUAAGGGCCUUUAUUUAGCUUAAAUUUUCUAAAAGAAAUCUUAAUCUGUAAUGAACAGUUGUGGUCAAGCUUACUUGCACAUUAUCUUUUCACAUUUAGCUGAAUAAAUCAAGAUCUUUUUAAUGUAUGAAACGUUUCUUUCCUAGAAUGAAUCGGUGUGGCCUUUUUAAUUUAUCAGUUCGUAUAGAUAUACCUCUAAAGUGUCUGACUAUACUUGAAUGUCCUGAUUUUUGACAUUUGUACAGCUAGAGCAGAUGUAACUAUGCUGCAGCUGUUAACCACUUGUAAAAAUGACAUCUGUUUGCAAUAUUUUUAAAGGGUCUUUUUAUCAUGAAAUUGAGAAUAUGCUGUAUGUGUACACCUGCGCCUUUAAAUGUAAUAAGUGCUCGAAGUUCAGUGUACAACUAAAGAUCAAUCUUGAAUAAAGUUGGACUGUUUAA
Xiphophorus maculatus (southern platyfish) is the source of this 3571-nucleotide messenger RNA. RefSeq names its product eukaryotic translation initiation factor 4 gamma 2 (gene eif4g2a). Gene Ontology annotation, cellular component: eukaryotic translation initiation factor 4F complex. Lineage: Eukaryota; Metazoa; Chordata; Actinopteri; Cyprinodontiformes; Poeciliidae. The record is from RefSeq and is a predicted model, not a curated record. The transcript is spliced from 20 exons. The annotation marks the transcript as partial. Gene Ontology annotation, molecular function: mRNA binding; protein binding; translation initiation factor activity.